AUGUCAAAGAAAGUGAGAUCUUUCGGUGGUGACAGUGGAGACGAAUUUGAUGAUGGUGUUUACGACAUUGUGAGGAAAAUGUGUGUUGGAGAAGAUAGUGAUCGUGUUAGCUCUCUUGAAAUCGAGUAUGGUAAGGGAAACCAAUUGAUAACUCUCUCUCACGGCAACAAAUUACAGCAACACGAUGAAGGUGGUUUCAUAUCGUCUUUAACCUUCAUAACAUCAGUGGAGAGAGACCGUGAGGAAUUUGGAAAAGCGGUUGGUACUAGAUUUGUCCUAGAAGCAAAAGGGUUUGAUAAGCUUGUCGGAUUCCAAGGAAGGUCUUUCCCUGACCGUCUCAAUGCUCUCGGAGCACAUUUCGCGGUGAUGAUAACUCCUCCGGUCAAAAAACUAGAAGCAAGAGGUGGGAACUUCGGGGACGAGUGGGAUGAUGGUAUCCACGACAACGUUUGUAAGAUAAAAGUAAAACAAGACCAUGAGUCUGUGGAGAUGGUCAAGUUUAAGUACGUCAAUGGAACGGAGAUUGUAUCAGGAGAACCUCACGGUGAUACUUCCGAGUUUCCGUUCGUAGAAGAAAAUAUCUUGCUCUCUCAAGAUGAAUACAUCACAUCUGUUCAUGGACACUAUGGCACUGGGUACAUUGGUAUAACGAUGCUUAAGUUCAAGACAAACAAGGCUACAUAUCAAGUGUUAAAAGCCUAUACAGACGGUUAUGAGAAUGUGGGCACAUCGUUUGUGUUGGGAGAAGCUAGUCACAAGAUUGUUGGGUUCCAUGGCAAGUCAUCUAGAUUUUCUAUUGGACAAAUUGGUGUUUAUGUUUCGCCAAUCAAUAAUGCUUAA
This is a messenger RNA of Capsella rubella, 840 nucleotides long. Its product is annotated as jacalin-related lectin 45. The record is from RefSeq and is a predicted model, not a curated record. Gene Ontology annotation, molecular function: carbohydrate binding. NCBI's taxonomy places the organism in Eukaryota, Viridiplantae, Streptophyta, Magnoliopsida, Brassicales, Brassicaceae. The coding region runs from base 1 to 840 and encodes 279 amino acids. The transcript has 3 exons.